AUGGCGCAGUUCGUGUUCGAGGCGGAUCUGCACGGGCUGCUGAAGCUGGACACGCCGAUCCCUAACGCGCCGCCUGCGCGGUGGCAGCGCAAGGCCAAGGAGAGCAGCGCCCCCGGGCCCAGCCCCGCCGCCGGCUUGUCGCCCAUGAAGCCGGCCAAUCGCUCCCACAGCUCCAGCAAGACGCCGUCCAGGACACCCGGUAAAUCUGGAUCCAAAAUCCAGAGCACCCCAACAAAGGCUGGGGGGGAUCGCUACAUUCCCAACCGCAGCACUAUGCAGAUGGAGAUGGCCAACUUCCUCCUAACCAAAGAGAAUGACCCUGCUGAGGAGUCCCCUACGAAGAAGGAGCAACAGAAAGCCUGGGCAGUGAAUCUGAACGGCUUUGAUAUAGAAGAGGCAAAGAUCCUCCGCCUCAGUGGAAAGCCACAGAACGCUCCAGAAGGCUAUCAGAAUAACCUGAAAGUGCUCUACAGUCAGAAAAUGACACCUGGAUCUAGCAGGAAGAAUGGCAGAUACAUUCCCUCAAUGCCAGACCGGAUCCUGGAUGCACCAGAGAUCCGCAAUGACUAUUAUCUGAAUCUCAUUGACUGGAGCUCUCAGAACUUCCUGGCAGUGGCUCUGGACAACUCUGUCUAUCUGUGGAAUCACCUUUCUGGGGAGAUUAUCCAGCUGCUGCAGAUGGAGCAUCCAGAUGAUUAUGUUUCCUCUGUGUCGUGGAUUAAAGAAGGAAACUACCUUGCUGUUGGCACAAGUAAUGCUGAGGUCCAGCUAUGGGACAUACAGCAGCAGAAACGUCUCCGAAAUAUGACCAGCCAUUCUUCCCGUGUGGGGUCCCUCAGCUGGAACAGCUACAUCCUCUCCAGUGGGGCACGGACUGGCCACAUCCACCACCAUGAUGUCAGAGUGGCUGAGCAUCAUGUGGCCACACUUGCUGGCCACACACAGGAGGUGUGUGGACUCAAGUGGUCUCUAGAUGGCCGCUACCUGGCCAGUGGUGGCAAUGACAACCUGGUGAACAUCUGGCCAUGCACCCAGGGGGACAGUGGAGACUUUGCUCCUGUACAGACCUUCACUCAGCAUCAGGGUGCUGUCAAGGCUGUGGCGUGGUGUCCAUGGCAGUCAAAUGUUCUAGCCACUGGAGGUGGGACUAGUGACAGACAUAUCCGCAUCUGGAAUGUGUGUUCUGGCACAUGCCUCAGUGCUGUUGAUGCCCAUUCCCAGGUCUGUUCUAUCCUGUGGUCAACAAACUACAAGGAGUUCAUUUCAGGCCAUGGCUUUGCACAGAAUCAGCUGGUUGUAUGGAAGUACCCAACGAUGGCCAAGGUCACUGAGCUGCGAGGUCACACUGCCAGAGUCUUGAACCUGACUAUGAGCCCUGAUGGUGCAACAGUGGCCUCGGCAGCUGCUGAUGAAACACUGAGGCUCUGGCGCUGUUUUGAGAUGGACCCCAUAAAGAAGAAGGAGAAAGAGAAGGCAAACAGUGCCAAAAGCAGCAUCAUUCACCAGGGCAUCCGAUGAGUGCACAGGGCUGUUGUGGGGAGGGGGGAAAGUUGGCUUACACACUGUAUAGUAUUUUAAAUGUUAAUAAACUGCUUUAAUUUGA
This is a messenger RNA of Gymnogyps californianus (California condor), 1603 nucleotides long. RefSeq names its product cell division cycle 20 (gene CDC20). The record is from RefSeq and is a predicted model, not a curated record. Gene Ontology annotation, molecular function: ubiquitin ligase activator activity; protein binding; anaphase-promoting complex binding. Gene Ontology annotation, cellular component: anaphase-promoting complex. The transcript is spliced from 10 exons. Gene Ontology annotation, biological process: positive regulation of anaphase-promoting complex-dependent catabolic process; anaphase-promoting complex-dependent catabolic process; positive regulation of ubiquitin protein ligase activity. The coding region runs from base 1 to 1518 and encodes 505 amino acids. Lineage: Eukaryota; Metazoa; Chordata; Aves; Accipitriformes; Cathartidae.